Molecule: messenger RNA, 1690 nt
Organism: Rhineura floridana
Lineage: Eukaryota; Metazoa; Chordata; Lepidosauria; Squamata; Rhineuridae
Gene: SYPL1
Product: synaptophysin like 1
Exons: 6
Coding region: 95-805 (236 amino acids)
Cellular component (GO): synaptic vesicle membrane; synaptic vesicle
Source: RefSeq, a predicted model, not a curated record
GCGGAGCUUGAUAAGGCAGCCUCUAUAGAGGGAAGCAGGCCAAGAGGGAGGCCAUAGUGGGCGAGUGUGUGUAAAGACUAGAGGGUUUGUGAAAAUGAGUGAUUUUCACCUUGAUCUUAGCCCACUCAAGGAGCCCCUGGGUUUCAUCAAGCUUCUUGAGUGGUUCUUUUCUAUGUUUGUCUUUGCUACAUGUGGAGGCUAUAAAGGUGCAACAACAAUUUUAGUUUCCUGUAAAGGAGUUGUGAAUAGAACAGUAACCGCAGCUUUUGCCUAUCCUUUCAGGCUGAACAAAGUUAUAUUUAGUUCACCAGAUCCAACCCGAUGCAAUGGCACUUGGGCUGACUUCCACCUCGUGGGCAACUUUUCCUCCUCUGCACAGUUCUUUGUAACCCUUGGAGUCUUGAUAUUUUUGUAUUGCAUGGCUGCCCUUGUGCUGUACCUUGGUUAUAUGCAUGUGUACCGGAAUGAUGGCAUUUUCCCAAUGAUAGAUUAUGUCUUCACUCUCAGCGCUGUUUUUCUGUGGCUAGUCAGCAGUGCUGCCUGGGCAAAGGCACUUGUUGAUAUCAAGGUAUCAACUGGUCCACACAUUGUUGAGGAAAUACCUGCUUGCAAAAUGCAAGGAUCUUCCUGUGUGUUUGCUUCUGUUACCAGCAUGGGAAGUCUAAAUGUGUCUGUGGUUUUCGGUUUGCUAAAUAUGAUUCUGUGGGGAGGAAAUGCUUGGUUUGUAUACAAGGAGACAAGCCUGCAUAAACCAAGCAACACUUCUCAAGACUCUGGGCUUUAUCCACCUGCAUCGGGAAUUUAAACAGAUGUAGCUUCAUACCAAAAUAGCCAUGUUUCAUUCUGUUGAAAAUAGUUUGAAAACCUUGGAAGUUCAAAGUACUUUAAUAGUAAACUUUUUUGUAUGGAUAUAAACCUCAAAGAACUUACUCUGAGUCUGGAUAGAAAAAAACAGUAAGUUUUGGAAGGGGUGACUUAUACUUAAUUGAAUAUUCUAAUUCAAUGUAACCUACAGACAGCCUUGUUUAAAAAUGUAAACGAUUUCUUUUUCUGGAGAUAACAUUUUUGUACUGAAAUCUGUACCAAAUCUGUAUUUGGUUUGUACUAAAUCUUGUCUGUAUAACUAGUCCUCUCCCAAGCUCAUGUUGAACUUCUGUUUUAACAUGUAAUCUGAGAGGCUCAAAAUAACCUUGCACAUUCCAACACUAAUGAACAGUAAUUCUUCGAUUAAACAGGCUUGAGUUGUCUGGUUUAAAAAUCUUUCCCCUCCCAAUUUGGCGAAUUUGCAUUUCUUUUUUUCGUGUAAUAGUUUAAUUCUUGCUUUAGACAACAGAGUAAAUCUUGGACAUAUCUUAGAUGAGAGAAGAGCUGAGGCAGAUACUCUAAAUUGGCCUUUGCCAACCUGGCACUCUCCAGAUGUGUUGGAUGACAGUCGGCUGGGAGUGGUGGGAGCACAUGGAGAGACCAGGUUGCCUAUUUUAAAUCAAUGUAUCAGCAGUGACAUGUUUAAAAUUGAACAGCUGUAGACAUUUGCUUGGAGAGAUGCUGAUCUGGAAUGUACUAAUUACAGACUUUUCCGUUUUGGAAGAUGCUCCUAAUACUCAGUUUGGAUAUAUAAAUGUGGCUACUCUCUGUUUUGAGGAAAUGCCUGUAUUUUGGCUUCAGUUAAAUAAAUUGAAGUUUCUAGGAA